AUCAGCGUGUACCCAAUUAGAAUAAAAACAAAAAAUAUCAAUUUGGCAGCAGUCGCUGCUGUUUUUGGCUAAACUUUCACAUUUUUCUGGUGAAAUUGUGCAGGAACUGCGUUUAGUUUUUGCGGGUUUCUCUUUUUUUUUUAUCUCUCCUAACAGUGGUGAAACCAGUAGUGAUCGCCUAUUAGUAGCCGCGAUAGGUGUUGUUAGCCACGAUGGUGGAAGCAAAACAGAAAUCCGAAUCGACGGAACUCGGAGCUGUUCUGCCGGAGGCUGCUACUGGACCCACUGCGGUAACGAAGAAUGGAUCUCCGGCGCCCGGGCCUUCCGAACCACCAAAAGCGAGGGCGAAAAAAGAGGGAGGCAAUAGCAAGCGGAACAAGAAAAACAAAAAGGAUGUUGUGAAACCGCUGACCAAGGUGGUUAUACGCCGUUUGCCGCCAUCGAUGGAUGAGGAAACUUUCCGCAAACAGAUUGAUCCGAUUCCGGAGUACGACGAUUUCUAUUUCGUUUCUGGCGAUUGGUCUUUGGGGAAAAAUGCGUCGUCCCGAGCGUAUAUUAAUUUCACGACAGCCGAAGAUAUAUUUCUGUUUAAGGAUAAAUUUGAUGGGUACAUUUUUGUGGAUGCCAAGGGAGUGGAGUAUCCUGCGGUGGUAGAAUAUGCUCCGUUCCAGGAACUUCCCCGGAAUCGCUCCCGGAAGAAAGAUGUCAAAUGUGGAAGCAUCGAGUUGGAUACGCACUUUAUUGCGUUCAAAGAGGCACUGGAGGCGGAGGAGAAGGAGUCCGCUGGGAAGAGCAAAAGCAAGCUGGAGUACAGCUAUAAGAUUAAGGAUGAGAAGAAAAUUACGUCGACACCUUUGCUAGAAUUUAUCGCCCAGAAGAAGCAGGAAAAGCGUGAGGAGAAGCGCAAGAAGAUGGAGGAGAAAAAGAAACAGAAAAAGGAGGAUCGUCAGAAGAAAAUUCAGCCAUCGAAGACUGUCUCGGAAGUUAUAAAGGAGGAGAAGGAAAACGAUGACGAUAUUAUGGUGCGCACGGUUCCUUCCAGGUUAGAUCCGAAUCAUGGCAAGAAGGAUGGCGCCAAGAAAGUUAACGAAAAGGGAGAGCCAUCCAAGGGGGCAAAGGAAAAGGAUAAACGACAGCGGAACCGAAAGGAUAGGGAAAAAGAAAAGCCGAAGCUAGAAAAAGUUGUGAGUAAUGUUGAACAGGAAAAGAAUGUCAAUCGGAAACAAGAACGGGACCGUCAACGCAGGGAUAAGGAUAAGGCAAAGAAACAAGAAGAGAAAUCUGUGAAGCCACCGCCAGAUGGCACCACCAACAAGGGCAAAGAGGAUAGUCCCAAGCAGGAGAGCCAGGUGGAAAACAGCCCUACGGAAGAUGUUCCUAAGAAGGAAGUUAAGAAGUACAGUGAACGCAGGAAGGAAACUCGCGCUCGAGCCGAAACGCGCCUUGCCGAGCUUGAAGAACGGAAUGACGGGCCAAGUUCGAUUACCAGUGAACACUUCAAAUCUAUUCCUAAUAUUCCAACGGUUGACAUUAAGAAGAGUGUCCUCACGCCCCACGUAGCCCCGUUUAUACCGAAAGAGAAGUCUUCAAUAAUCCUGGGAGAAUCCUCCGUUUCGCUGCCUCCCGCUUUUCCCACAACAAAAUGCACAACGGAAAAAUCGCCACCCGGCGAGUUCGAAGCGGGCAAGAAGGAAUCAACUCCGGCUAUGGACACUCCCGCGGCAGACAGCAGCAGCUCCGAGAGAAAGCAUGACUUCGACGAAAAGUUGAGAGGGGCGCGUGAGGCCCGGAAGAUCCGGAACAAAGACAGACCUUCGAUUGAGAUCUAUCAACCGAGGAAGCGUCUAGCGUCAGGAACGGCCGGAGGCACAAAAGAGGGAGGCACCAAGAGUGAAGAUGAGAGAGUGAAAGAGAAAAGCGAUUCGGAUCGAUCAUCAGACAAAAGCAUGAAGCCGGGAACCUCGUGUGGCAAGGAAACAGACAAACGGCACAAACUGACCAAAAAAGCGUCCGAUAAGGAAAGACCAAGGGAUCGACGCUACAAAAGGAAGAAUUCAAGCGACGCCGAAAUGGCCAAGGAAAAGGAAUCGAAUUCACGGAAGAACUCACGAGAAGAAGCUCCGCCAGUGGAACCAGCACCAAUUCCGGUAAAACCGGACACUGAAAGCGUGGAUAAGGUCAUGGAACUGCUGGAGGGGGUUAAUCUAGACGCCUAACUUAUGGAUCACUUUAUUAAUAUGUAUUCAUAAAUAAACGUUCAAAUCCAGUAAC
This is a messenger RNA of Toxorhynchites rutilus septentrionalis, 2271 nucleotides long. It is a transcript of the gene Upf3, whose product is annotated as regulator of nonsense transcripts 3A. Gene Ontology annotation, cellular component: nucleolus; cytoplasm. Gene Ontology annotation, molecular function: mRNA binding. Lineage: Eukaryota; Metazoa; Arthropoda; Insecta; Diptera; Culicidae. Bases 213 to 2216 code for a protein of 667 amino acids. The transcript has 2 exons. The record is from RefSeq and is a predicted model, not a curated record. Gene Ontology annotation, biological process: nuclear-transcribed mRNA catabolic process, nonsense-mediated decay; positive regulation of translation.